Humulus lupulus (European hop) is the source of this 701-nucleotide messenger RNA. RefSeq names its product probable LRR receptor-like serine/threonine-protein kinase At1g53430. Lineage: Eukaryota; Viridiplantae; Streptophyta; Magnoliopsida; Rosales; Cannabaceae. The coding region runs from base 230 to 481 and encodes 83 amino acids. The transcript is spliced from 2 exons. The record is from RefSeq and is a predicted model, not a curated record.
UCAAGACUCUUUUUCCAACACCAAAAUGCUUUUGACUUGGACCAUUCAUGAACCUUGAAAGCAAACUUGCUGCAAACAUAAUAUCUUGACGAGUUGCAGUGAGAACCUUGUGCCUUGCAUUUUGAAGAGUUUUCUCCAAAAUCAAGUCAUGAAAAUUUUAUAUCUGUCCAUUAUGAUCGAUUGAGGUAUUCCAUGUAUUCAAACCACUUCUUCAAUAAACCACUUCUUCAUGGAAAUUGUGGCUGGGAAAAAGAACAUGAGAAGUCACCCGAAUGAAAACUUUGCAUGCCUUCUAGAUUGGGCCAUUUCCUUACAACAAAAGGGAGAUAUAAUGGAACUGGUGGAUCCAAAGUUGGGGUCCAAAUUCAAAAAAGAAGAGGCAAAAAGAAUGAUUAAGGUAGCUCUAUUGUGCACAAAUCCAUCACCUUCAGUUUGCCCCACCAUGUCUGUUGCAGUGAGCAUGCUUGUAUUCCUGAGUUGAGCUUGUACUCAAGUGUUCAUGGUGACCAAUCAAGAUUCCAGGCCUUGACAGAAUACAUGGAUCAGUUGAGAGAUCCUAAUCCAGGAGAAUCUAAGAGUUUUUUACAUUAAUCAUUUACUACAAUGAAGAACUCUUUCUUUACAUAAUCUAGACUAGAUUAAUGUACCAAAUCAAUCAUAAAUCAUACUUCUCAUCAGCAAGAAAAGUCAUCUACAUACCA